GAGGCAUACGAAAUAAGGAGAAGUUCCACCCAUUAAACUGCGAUCCCAGGAUUGUCAACCCCAGGCUCACCUGAGACGCUCCCCGGUCCUCACAUCAGCACAGUUCUCCGCGUUGUUUGCGUAAUUUACAGGGUCAGCGCCGGCGGUCGGCACCCGCACGAGCAUGUCCCCGACAAGCUCAACAACUGCGUCGCAGCAUACGCCCCUGGGAACACUCAAUAUGAUCUUGAGCACGUCGCCCGACGUAUAAAUGGGCUCAUGGCGCGAGGUCGAUCUGCCAUCGCUACGACCUAUCCCUUCGCCGUCGCUUGAUCAGCUCUGUAACCGCCAACAAUGUGGAUGAACAUCGCACCCUUGUUCACUCUACUGUCGUGUUCUGCGGCGCUGAACGUUCUGCUCACGAACGAUGAUAGCUGGGCUUCCGCGAACAUCCGCGCCACUUACACGGCUCUGAAGGCCGACGGUCAUAACGUCCUUCUGGUAGGUCCCGCUGUCCAGCAGUCAGGCAAAGGCGGGACAUUCGUCCUCCCCACGACGGACAUCGUUGCUCCUGGAGGAGAGUUCGCUUCGAUUCCGGUCGGUGCGCCGUUCUUCGGUCAAGACUCCCAAAACCCGAACCUAUUUUACUUUAAUGGCACCCCGGCGGCCACGGUCGUGUUCGGCAUUGAUAUUAUCGCUCCCAAGCACUUCGGAAGCAGUCCCGUCGACCUGGUAGUGUCCGGUCCAAACGAAGGCCAGAACAACGGUCCGUUCUUGUAUACACUUAGCGGCACCAUCGGCGCUACGUACACUGCCGUCGAACGCGGGAUUCCUGCUAUUGCCUUCUCUGCCGGAAACUCUACUCAUCGUUCGUUCACUACGAACACUAACGAGACGAGCGAUCCCGCCAACCUCGCUGCCAAGGUCGUGGCCGACCUUGUUCGCGCACUGUCCGACAAGGUGAACGUCACCCAGGAGCGCCUGCUUCCUCUAGGCAUCGGACUCACCGUCAAUAUCCCUACCUUCGGCCCUAGUAGCAACUGCAGCGCGCCUCCGUUUACCUUCACUCGUCUUACGGGCGGGGCAACCGUGAACCAGAUCACCUUGGACCCGAACACAGGCUUCCCUGUGUCUAACGACCUGGAGGCUCGCGGGAUCAACGCCAACAUCAACGGGAUUCGCGAGGACCCCGGUGAGACGCCGACUAGCGCUGAAUGUGAGACUGCCGUCAGUAUCUUUGCGGUUGACUACGAUGCUCCGGAACGCAUCGCUCGCCCUAUCCAAAAGCGCCUCCGGCGGAACAUCCGUUCUGACCAUCUGCUUUGAGUUCGGUGACCAGAGCGCGUUGAGAUGUCAUGUAGUCACUUAGGGCGUACGUUGUUUGUUGAUGAAU
This is a messenger RNA of Trametes versicolor FP-101664 SS1, 1372 nucleotides long. Its product is annotated as 5'/3'-nucleotidase sure. Bases 334 to 1305 code for a protein of 323 amino acids. The record is from RefSeq and is a predicted model, not a curated record. Gene Ontology annotation, molecular function: nucleotidase activity. The transcript has 13 exons. NCBI's taxonomy places the organism in Eukaryota, Fungi, Basidiomycota, Agaricomycetes, Polyporales, Polyporaceae.